Messenger RNA from Aphidius gifuensis, 1873 nucleotides. It is a transcript of the gene Rab27, whose product is annotated as ras-related protein Rab-27A. The transcript is spliced from 5 exons. Gene Ontology annotation, molecular function: GTP binding; GTPase activity. Gene Ontology annotation, biological process: positive regulation of exocytosis; melanosome transport. The record is from RefSeq and is a predicted model, not a curated record. NCBI's taxonomy places the organism in Eukaryota, Metazoa, Arthropoda, Insecta, Hymenoptera, Braconidae. Bases 413 to 1045 code for a protein of 210 amino acids. Gene Ontology annotation, cellular component: melanosome; secretory granule.
AAAAAAAAAACACUUCGCCAUGUUGCAAUUGAACAUUGAAACUGCCAGCUGCUCGUCCACUAUAAAUCUCAUCUAGAAAUAUACAUUAAAUAAUAAAUAUAGUGUAUUUAAUAAAAUAUAUUUAACAAGUGUUAUUAUUAAAUAUUUCAAAUAAAUACAUUAUAAAAUGUGAUUUUAUUAAUUUAAAUUUAAAUUAUUACUAACAAUCUACUUUACCAUUUUUACAAUAAAACUUGAUAUUAUUUUUAUGACUAUUUUGUAAAAGUAUAAAUUUUUUCUACCCGCGUUUCAUAGACACCACCAUUUGAAACCAGUGAAAUACGUUAGGCAACAGGUGUUUAAACAACUAAAUUUACAAUAAUUAAAAAAGCUAAAAAAUUUAUUUAGACUAUAAACAAUUACUUUUUAAAAAAUGGAUUACGAUUAUCUUAUUAAAUUUUUGGCAAUCGGUGAUUCUGGUACUGGCAAAACAAGUUUUCUUUAUCAAUAUACAGAUGGUUUAUUCAAUUCACGUUUUAUAUCAACAGUGGGAAUUGAUUUUCGUGAAAAACGUGUGAUAUACCAAACAAUUAAUGGGAGGAGCCAGAGAAUAAAUCUACAGCUGUGGGAUACUGCUGGACAGGAAAGAUUUCGUAGUUUGACGACAGCAUUUUAUCGUGACUCGAUGGGUUUUUUGUUAUUAUUUGAUCUUACAAAUGAACAAUCAUUUAUUGAAAUUAGAAAUUGGCUGGAACAAUUAAAGACUCAUGCAUAUUGUGAGGAUCCAGACAUCAUUCUUUGUGGUAAUAAAUGUGAUCUUGAGGAUCGUCGUGUUAUUAGUGAACAAAAAGCUCGAGAAUUAGCUGAAAGAUACAACAUGGUUUAUUUGGAAACUAGUGCAGCAACUGGACAAAAUAUUGCACGUGCAGUAGAUAUACUACUUGAUAGAGUUAUGCGUAGAAUGGAAGCAACAGUUGAUUCAUCAUUAUUACCACAUCAACGUGCAUUACGUUGUCAUGAUCGUGAUACACCAUCACCAAAAGCAUCAUCAUCUUGUUAUUGCUGACAGUGUCAAUAUGCGUAGAGUUUUAAAUUUUCUUGUUUGAAAUAAUUAUACUCUGACGCAUUUAAUUAAUUUUUAAUUUUGUUAAGCAUGAUAAGUCGUUUAAAAUUAUUUUAAAAUGUAUGGAAUCAGUAUAAAAGAUUGUUUUCAUUUUAUUUUUUUUUUUGCAUUAUUUUAGAAUAUGUAUUUAAAUAAUGAUCCGUUGGUUUUACAAAUUAUUCAUGUGAUUAUACACUUAUUAAUUAAUAUACAACUUCAUAAUAUAUUAUAGAACCAAAUUAAGAUUAAAAAACAAAAAAAUAUAUAUCACUGUUGAAGUCAAUUUUAAAUCGAUAUUUUAACUAUACAAAUAUUCAAGUGUCUUAACAUAUAUAUUUUUUUUUUUUAAUUAAUAUUUAUUGAUUCAUUUUUAAAUAAAUUAUAACACUUGUUAAAUAAAUAUAAAAAUAUUUUCUCGAUUCAAAAAAUGAUUGUUUUUUUUUUCUUUGAAUAUUUAAAAAAAAAUAAAGAUAACAAAAAAUAAUAAAAAUGAAUAUUAUUAUAUAUAAAUGUUGAUUAUAAAUAAAUACAUUUAUUGAAAUUUAAAUUUUACAAUGUGAUGAUGUUUACAAUAUUAAAAUCAGAAAUAAAAUAUUAUAAAUUAAAGUUAAUGUUAUUAAUAUACAAAAUUAUUAAUUAUACAUAAAUAAUAUUUAUCCCAAUUUUUUUUUUGUCUACUUUAAUUAUUUAAUUAACAUAAUUGUCAAUAAAAAAAUUUAAAACUGUUAAUAAAAUUUUCUUCAAUAAAAAAAAAUAAAAACUACGAUAUUUAAAAAAAUUAAUAUCCAACAA